AUGUCGUACCUGUUACCGCAUCUGCACAGCGGGUGGGCCGUGGAUCAGGCGAUUCUGUCGGAGGAGGAUCGCGUCGUCGUGAUCCGCUUCGGCCACGACUGGGAUGACGUGUGCAUGCAGGUGGGCCCUUCCUCUGCUCCACCUUCCCCCCCGCCUAUUUGCGCCCACUUUGAACUGCCCACCUUACCCCCUCGUUCCCACCUUCCCCUCUCUCCCCCACCUCCCCCCUUCACCCCAUCUUCUCCCCUUCGACCUUCUCCCCUCACCCCCACCUUCCUCUCUGGUUCCCACCUUCCUCUCUGGUUCCCACCUACCCCUCUGGUUCCCACCUUCCCCUCUGGUUCCCACCUUCCCCCUCCCGCCCGCCUUCCCCCUGCGCCCCCACCUUCCCCCGUUCCCCCCCUGCCUUCACCCCUUCCGUCCGCUCCCCCCUCCCGCCAAAAUUCCCCCCUCCUGUCCUCCUCUCCCUCUCCCCCACCUCUCUCCCCCCUUCCACUCUUCUUACCUCCUCUGUUUCUUCUCUCCUUCCAGCCUUUUCCCCUCCCCCCCCGCCUUUUUCCCCUCCGCUCCACCUUCCCCCCUUCCCCUCACCCUUCUACCAUCCCCCCGACCUUUCCCCCACACCUUCCCUCCUUUCCCUGA
Molecule: messenger RNA, 642 nt
Organism: Closterium sp. Naga37s-1
Lineage: Eukaryota; Viridiplantae; Streptophyta; Zygnematophyceae; Desmidiales; Closteriaceae
Source: the annotation of a GenBank genome assembly